Prorocentrum cordatum is the source of this 2919-nucleotide messenger RNA. The record is from the annotation of a GenBank genome assembly. NCBI's taxonomy places the organism in Eukaryota, Dinophyceae, Prorocentrales, Prorocentraceae.
AUGGGCGCCAGGAAGCGUCAGGGAUCAGCAGACGCUGAGGGCGCUCCAGCUUGCAAGGUUGCGCUCCCUCGCCGCGGCAAGGCUUCGGGCAGUGGCGCCGAUCCCGUGGCCUGCGCCCGCUGCUCGGAGCCCGUGGAUCGACAGUCUGGCUUUCGAGGCAAGGCCAGCGGACGCGGUGGUCUGCCGAUGCACGGCUGCGACCAGUGCUACACGGGGUUCAUUCGCCACUUCCAGCAGGACAUGGCCUGGCAAGACUUUGUCGAGAGGUGCCAUGAGGACGGGGACUUCAACAAGGACCGCGAGAGUAAGUGGCAGGCCGACUCCGAGCUUGCCGCCAGUAUUGAAGAUGCUCUUGUGGAGCACGGCAGCGUCGAAGUUGAUGUGAUCUACGGCCAGGAGAUCAGCAAGACGUCGAUACAGUUAUCCAAGGACCAGUGGACGGAGAAGGUCUGCCCGAAAAGUGUGGCUGGCAUAUCGCCUGAGAUGUGCAUGGUGGGGGAGACUCGGGUUGCCUCUUCCACUCAACCAGGCGUGAGCUCGACUGGCGUCGUCUGCCAGCACCCGAGUAGGCCCUACACGGAGAUCAAGAACUACACCAGGACAGAAGUUCGCAUGAGCACGGUCAAGAUCACGGCCGCGAAAGCGGCAGCCUCAGGAGGAGAGCAACCGACGUUCAAGCAGGAGAUCACUAAGAUCAGACAGAAACAGGCGACGAUACUCAGAGGGAAUGCCAAAGUGCCGACGCUCGCCCAGUUGCAGGACAUUGCAGCCUCGGAGGCUACCAGCCGUGGGCUCCUGGGGCUCUACCGCUCGCCGAGCUUCGGGCGCCAGCUCUGCGACGCAGGCCAAGGCUGCUACUCCCACGUCGUCGCGGAUCGCGAGGCUUUCGUCAGGUCGCUUGGCUGCCGUGGAUUCGCCAGCAUGCGGACCUGGAUCACCUGCUCCAGGUCGCGACCGAUCGAGGUUGUUCCGAAGGCCGCGCAGGGCGCCCUGGCCAACGACAAGAUUCGGUGGGAGCAGCUGAAGCAGGACGUCGUCAUCUCUGACAUCCUCGACGGAGCCCUGAAAGGCGAUCGCGUGUACUCCUUGAAGAGGUUCAAGCCUCAGUCGCCCAGCAUGGCAAUCAUGGCUGAGACAUUGUACAAGAAGGCUGAGACAGCGACGCUACUGAGUAACAACCUGAGCGAGAUGAGUUGGGAUCAGAUCUGUGCACACCUCAAGGUUCUCUCAAAUGAGGAGGUCGAGAGCGCCUCCAGCUUUUCACAGGACCUGCUCAGGAAGUACUUGCAGCUGGCCGAGCCUACGAUCGAUCAGAUCACGGAUGCGAUCGUGCCUGUCGCAGCUUGCGCCGACGCCUUCAACAUGUACGAGCCCAAGCUCUCUAGCAUGACGGGGUCCAUCGACUCCAGGGUGGCGGUGUCUCGGGAGAUCCUCAUGGACAUCGUGGUGCUGCCUGGCUUGGAGAAGCCUGCCUUGGUCGAUCACAUGCAGGCGCUCGGCAUCAGGUUGACCGACCAGUUCAGGGCUACCAUGCCAGAGUGGAGCGCCAGCGUCAAGGACUACUACGAGAAGGGCCUCGAUGCUCUUACAUCUGCAAUCUCGUCCAUCGGCCAUUGGAGGAAGACGUGCCGUGGCAAGGCAUCGUCGACGCUGAAGGCGGAGCAGGCAGUCGAAGACACCAUCAAGAGGCUGGCAACUACGAUCAUCGACAGUUCCGAGGCCCUCGUCAACUUGGACGUCUUGGGCAAGCUCGAGGAGAUCAUGCACCACUUCUCUGUGGCUGCGGAGUUCGCGCUGGUCGAGGAUGGUGGUAGACUGGCGGGUAUGUACGCUCGCUUGCUGGACAAGCGCAACGCUGCCGAGACCUGCAGGGGCGAGACUGAGAUCCUGGAGGCGGCUCGCAAGUACCUAAGCGAUCCCAUCGAGAAUAACGCGGACGCUCUGCACAACACCCUCCAGCGCAACAUGAAAGUUGCCAUCGGCGGGGAGACUGAGAUCACCGUCAUCGCGAGGACUGUAGCCCUGCUCCACCAGACGAUCGAGCUGCUGAGGACGAGCGACGUUGACGAGCUGGUGAAGGGACCUGAGUUCAGCACGUUGGUCCGCAGGGGCAUGCUGCUGGAGGGCAUCGGGGACCUUCUGAUGAAGACGAUCAAGCACGACGGCGACGGGUCCAGCCUCAGGGUUGCCAUCAACAUGAGGGGCUACGAUGUGAGGUCGAACCUCCAGAUGGCACAGUUGUUCGCGAAGUUCUUGUGUACAACAACGGACCAGGAUGCAGACUACCAGAUGAUCAAAGACGCAUUCGAUGAGCUUUCAUCGAUGAUGAAGGUGCUUCCUGCGACGGCGCAGUAUGGCUUCGAGGACUUCAAAGCAUUCUCAGCGAUCGUGGACCCUUGGAAGCCUGCCGCCGUGAAUGCCAUGAACAUGUACUCCCAGUCACGCGUGGGAGAAGCAGUCAGGGCGGCGAGCGAGGUCAGCAAGAAGCUUGCGAGCAUCGCUGGUGGCAUGAGCGACGGUAGCGGCUGGCUCGAUAGCUUCGUUGGUGACCAGUCGAGUUUCGACGAGAUCUACGCCCACAUGCGGACCACGAUCUUUCGCCAGAUCGGCAUCAGCAACAAGAUCAAGUCUCUCGAGCGUGAGCUUCGCGAGAAGCAGGCCGACUUCACGAAGAUCGCUGGCGACUUCAACGUUCCAGAGUUGGGCUUCAAAGAGGCCCGAGACGAGUGGCAGCAGACAAUGGCAAAAGCAAACUUGACGGUGUCAGUGGCUUCGCUGGCGCAGUCGGUGUCGUCGAAAGGGCCUCAAUCGGUGGAUGCACUCCAGCGCAGCAUCGACGCGAUGCAGGCCAGGUCAGUGGCCGUGGAGGCGAUCCCGCCAGCGCUGUGGGCCGAGGUCCAGCGCAAGCUGGCGCAGUGA